Messenger RNA from Kogia breviceps (pygmy sperm whale), 1657 nucleotides. RefSeq names its product sulfiredoxin 1 (gene SRXN1). Gene Ontology annotation, biological process: cellular response to oxidative stress. Gene Ontology annotation, cellular component: cytoplasm. Gene Ontology annotation, molecular function: sulfiredoxin activity. Lineage: Eukaryota; Metazoa; Chordata; Mammalia; Artiodactyla; Physeteridae. The record is from RefSeq and is a predicted model, not a curated record.
GCGGCGCGUCCCGAGACCGCGCAGGCGGCGGAGGCUGCGUGAUGGGUCUCCGUGCGGGAGGAGCCCUGGCUAGAGCCGGAGCUGGCCGGGGGGCGCCCGAGGGAGCUGGGCAGAGCGGCGGCGCGCAGGGCGGCAGCAUCCACUCGGGCUGUAUCACCGCGGUGCACAACGUGCCUCUCAGCGUGCUCAUCCGGCCGCUGCCGUCUGUGUUGGACCCAGCCAAGGUGCAGAGCCUCGUGGACACGAUUCGGGAGGAUCCAGACAGCGUGCCCCCCAUCGACGUCCUCUGGAUCAAAGGGGCUCAGGGUGGUGACUACUUCUACUCCUUUGGGGGCUGCCACCGCUAUGCGGCCUACCAGCAGCUGCAGCGAGAGACCAUCCCUGCCAAGCUUGUCCAGUCCACCCUCUCGGACUUAAGGGUGUACCUGGGUGCUUCCACGCCAGACUUGCAGUAACAGCCUCCUUGGCACCUACCACCACUGCCACGAACCCAGAAGACACACCUGGCCUCCAGUGGGCUGAGCCAUGCAAAGGUGUAGCAGGGGUGCAUUCUCUUUGUGCCUGGGGGGCAGGUCUAACUUGAAGCACCCUCUUUCUUAGCUGCAAGACCUUGGACUCAUGACUGAACAGUGUGGGAGCCCCACUUCCCACCUCGGGGAAAAUGGGUCGUGUGUUUGCUCUUGAGGGAUUAUUGAGAGGGUGAAAUGAGAAAGGAGAUGGGUUUGGAGAGCCACCUGCUGCUGGCUCCAGAUUCCCAAGGACAAGGAUCCUUUUGCAUUUCUGUCUCUAUAUAUCAUAUCAUGUGAAUACAUUCAUUUGCAAGUAAAGGAAAGCCUAGGUUCCAGUGGCUUAAACACAAAGAAGUUUGUUUUUCCACAUAGCAUGAAUUCUGGAGACAGUUGGCUAAUGGUAUUGGUUUAACAACUCAGCAAAGUUAUGGCACACGUCUCUGUGAUCCUUUCGGCCUUUCCCACAUUGCAUGUCACUUCAUGGUCACAGGAUGGCUGCUGUACCUCCAGCAAUCAUGACUGUGUUCAAGGAAGAACGGAGUUGGGGAGGAAGAAGGGCCCAGCCAGCUGGAACUGUCAACUUCUAUCAUAAAUUCAGACCUUUUUCAGAGACCUGUUUCCUGCUCUCUUCCCCUGUGUAUUUCUACUUAGAUCUCCUUGGCCCAAACCAGGUACAGUUGCCACCCCUAGCUGCAAAGAAAGCUAAGACAGCAGGAACAUAGCUGUCACAGUUUAGUAAAUCAAUCAUAGCCCAUCUCCUAGAACUGGCACACUGCCUCCUAAAUAAUAUUGGAAUCCCAUUAACAAGAGAGAAGUGAGGAAUUGUGUAUCAGUUAGCCGUUGCUGUGCAACAAACCAUUCCAGAACUUGGCAGCUAAAAACAAGUUGUUUAUUUGCCUAAAAUUCUUUGGGUUAGCAAUUUGGGCUGGGCUCAUCUGGGCAGUUCUGCUGAUCUUGCUUAGGGCCACUCAUGGGGUUGUAUGCAAUCAGCUAUCACCCCAGAUGGGGCUGGAUGGUCUCAGAUAGCCUGACUCACUCGUCUGGCAGUAGGUAGGCUAUUGGCUGGGUGACUUGGUUCUCCUCCAUGUGUCCUCUCCAGCAGGUUAAUUCAGGCUUAUUUUCAUGAUAUCAUCAGGGCUCAAAGAGAG